Messenger RNA from Mercurialis annua (annual mercury), 776 nucleotides. RefSeq lists its product as uncharacterized. Lineage: Eukaryota; Viridiplantae; Streptophyta; Magnoliopsida; Malpighiales; Euphorbiaceae. The transcript is spliced from 3 exons. Bases 344 to 697 code for a protein of 117 amino acids. The record is from RefSeq and is a predicted model, not a curated record.
AAAAAAAAAACUAAAUAAAAUGUAGAAGAAUUGCCUUCUUGUUCGUUCAAAUACACAGCACAGCCUUCUUUCCAAAAAAUAAAUAAAUAGAGCACAGCCAGGGCUAAAUUCCUGAACAAAAAGCUGCUGUUGCUCCAACUUCACCGUGCCUCCGGCGGUACACCUUCGAUUUUCCGGCGGCAGUAGCUCAAGUAAGACGGAUCAGUGAUUCACUGAGACAAGAGGUUUGAUUGUGUUUGGUUGAGGUGGCAGUCAAUUAUUGGAGAAUUGGGCAUAAGCUUUGGUUUUGGGGGAAAAAGAAGAGAAUUUGAACUGAUAAUCAAUCGAAUUGUAGUUCGAAUUGAUGUCGCUUCGGAUAAAAGCAGUCGUAGAUAAGUUCGUGGAAGAGCUAAAAGAAGCGUUAGAUGCGGACAUUCAAGACCGGCUGAUGAAGGAGAGAGAGAUGCAGAGUUUUAUUGAGGAGCGUGAACGCGAAGUCGCUGAGCGUGAAGCUGCUUGGAAGGCUGAGCUCUCUCGUCGCGAGGCAGAGAUUGCUCGUCAGGAAGCACGGUUGAAGAUGGAAAAAGAAAAUCUUGAGAAAGAGAAAAGUGUUCUAAUGGGAACUGCAUCAAAUCAGGAUAAUCAAGACGGAGCUCUCGAAAUCACUGUAAGUGGUGAAAAGUAUCGAUGCCUCAGGUUUGCCAAGGCAAAGAAAUAAACUCAUACUUUAUUUCCAUAGUUUAAUUGCAAUGUAAUCUGACUAUUCAAGCUUUUAUAUAAACUUUCAAUUGAAUGAA